AUAGAAAUCAGCUUUAUGUUGCUUAUUAUUCUGUAUUAGCUAUAAUUUUUUUGGAAUUUUUCAAUAUAUAUUAUUGCGACAGGAGUUCUUUUGAUUGAUUUUACAGGGUCGGUUGUGUGGUGUUUCGCUAAGCUGCGAUUGAGUUAGGUAAGAGUCGGAGAUAGCAACGAUGGUGAAGCCGAAAAUUGCGCCGUCUAUGCUGUCAUCGGACUUUGCAAAUUUGGCAUCGGAGGCGGAGCGGAUGAUCCGCUGCGGUGCCGAUUGGCUGCACAUGGAUAUUAUGGAUGGUCACUUUGUGCCGAACCUCACAAUUGGUGCUCCAGUUAUUGAGAGUCUGAGAAAGCACACAGAGGCAUACUUAGAUUGCCAUCUAAUGGUCACAAAUCCUCUAGAUUACGUUGAGCCAUUAGGAAAAGCAGGUGCUUCUGGUUUUACUUUUCAUGUGGAAGUCUCUAAAGAUAAUUGGCGAGAACUUGUGCAAAAAAUCAAAUCAAAAGGUAUGAAGCCUGGCGUUUCUGUGAGGCCUGGAACCCCUAUUGAAGAAGUGUACCCACUACUUGACGAUGAAAAUCCUGUGGAGAUGGUUCUUGUCAUGACUGUGGAACCUGGAUUUGGUGGGCAAAAGUUUAUGCCAGAAAUGAUGGAUAAGGUGCAUGCUCUACGGAAGAAGUACCCAUCACUUGAUAUAGAGGUAGAUGGUGGUUUAGGCCCUUCAACCAUAGAUUUGGCAGCUGCAGCAGGAGCAAACUGCAUUGUGGCUGGAAGUUCUGUGUUUGGAGCUCCGGAUCCUGCUCAUGUUAUAUCACUAAUGCGCAAGAGUGUAGAAAAUGCCCAGACGAAUUAAUUGAUACUACGGCGGACAAGAAGUCCAGAAAGUGAGAAGAACCAGCAGUAAAGAAGAGAGCUUUGAUGAGAUUGCUGAGGUCUCUGGAGGGGUUGACAAGGUGCAAGGCCAUUAAUGAUAAGAAAUCCCACAAUUUCGCCGUGGAAUCUUGAGGAAACAAUUAAUCUUUUGGUUCCACUGAAAUGUGCCUGCCCAUCUUCAGUUGAAUUCAGAAAGUUUUUGCUGUCUUAUCCUGCGAGAGAUGGUGAUAAACUUGCUGAAUUGUCAAUAGAGUUCAAUUAUGUUGUGUUACUCCUGAAACCAUAGUUUCUGCGAAUAAAACCCAUAUUGCAAUCAGACGAUGCAGAGGAAUUGAGGGACGGAUGGAUAGUUUAUUAGGGGAGAAUUAUUGAUUUGAUGGAGCAGUGAUGUCGGCCAAUGUUGCCUGGAAGACGACCGGCCAAGUGCUGGAGAAAUCGUGGAGAAGUUGCCGAGGUUGGUCUUGGUGGAAGAAUUGGCAGAAGAAGUCCAAUUCAACAUCUGUGAAAACACAUGCAAACCAAUUGUCAAGCCAACUCAAAGUGAAAUUAGCAUCCCAAUUUUUAUCUUUCCAAA
Molecule: messenger RNA, 1438 nt
Organism: Sesamum indicum (sesame)
Lineage: Eukaryota; Viridiplantae; Streptophyta; Magnoliopsida; Lamiales; Pedaliaceae
Source: RefSeq, a predicted model, not a curated record